UAAAGUUCCACCUCCCAACUUGCUCGCCACGUCGCUGUCACGUGACGAGCAUGCGCACCAAGUAGGUGCACCAAAGAUGUUGAGAGGGGCGAUCGUUCGAGGGCUGUCGUCUGCCGGUACGUUAUCCGGGAGAUUUUGUCAGCGAUAUGUCGGUGCUACUGGAUGUUCCGCUCAUAUUUGUGCUUCGAAACCAACCUCGUGCAGCAGUGGGAGCAAGCGUACUCUAGCUACUGAUACAAAGAAAGUGAGGUCACUUCGGGCCAUGAUUGAAGAGAAAACGGGAGUAACAGGUCCGUGGGUUUUGGGAUUAGGAUUAGGAGCUUGGCUUAUUUCUAAAGAAAUAUACAUUGUUGGUCCUGAGACGGUUGAAGCUACAGUCAUUCUGGGUACGAUGUAUAUAUUGUAUCGGAAGGUUGGAGGUCAGAUUGGAGAGUUCUUAGAUUCUCAAGCUCAAGAGAAACUGGAUGCAAUGAACUCGAAACGUGAAGCGUAUGUUAGUGUGUUGAAAGAUGCGAUUCAAGAUGAGAAAAGCACAGAAGAGGAAGUUGGAGUACUAAGAGAUAUUUUUGAAGUGCACAGAGAGAACAAUGCGUUGGCCUUGGAAACUGAGCACAGGAAGCGGUUGGCUGAAGUUCAUUCUGAAGUGACCAAACGUUUGAACUUUAAAGUAGAAGAAGAAUCUCUUGAAAGACGACUUCAGCAAGAGCAUAUUGUGGAUUGGCUUGUCAAUUCGGUGCAAGCAAGCAUCACUCCAGCACAGGAGGGCCAAAUGGUGAAACAGUGCAUUGCUGAUUUGAAGAAGAUGGCCAUACCUGUGUAGUAGGUCACACUUUAUAGUAACAGUACUAUACCUGUAUUGUCAUGCCUGGUCAGUGUGGUUUCUUCAUGAUACUGAGCAAGUUAAUGUUUGUCAACAACAUCAAUAUGAAUAUUUAUAGUGUGU
Corticium candelabrum is the source of this 943-nucleotide messenger RNA. RefSeq names its product ATP synthase F(0) complex subunit B1, mitochondrial-like. Gene Ontology annotation, molecular function: proton-transporting ATP synthase activity, rotational mechanism. The transcript has 10 exons. Bases 77 to 820 code for a protein of 247 amino acids. The record is from RefSeq and is a predicted model, not a curated record. Gene Ontology annotation, biological process: proton motive force-driven ATP synthesis. Lineage: Eukaryota; Metazoa; Porifera; Homoscleromorpha; Homosclerophorida; Plakinidae.